AGGGAAUGUCUUGAUUCGCGCAAUUGUCUGACUGUACUCAUCCGAGUUACUCGUCUCAUCGUCGCGAAAAACUCCGAAGUAAUAAUUUAAAACGUGAUAAUAUUGAUUUUAAAAAAUAAAUAAAAAUCGGGAAUUGCGAUGGAAUACGGUGACGAGGCGUGCUUUCCGUCGCGAUGGGUGUUCGCAGUGAUGGCGUUUUUCAGUGUCGCACUCAAUUACGUGCUUCGUGUCGACAUCAACCUGGCAUUGGUGGCCAUGGUGAACCACACCGCGUUGGACCUGAUGGACGCGGAAGCCCGAGGCAAUGCUUCCGGACUCGGCAAUUUCACCACUUCCGGAACAGUGUGUCCACUUCCGUGGUUUCCGAGUGAUAUCGUUGGCCCUGGUGCUGCUGGGGAUCAGCCGGUCAAUGCAUCCGACGUCCCUCCGAUUGACCUUUCGGACGAAAAGUUGGAUGGUCCCUUUGUGUGGCGUCAAAGCACUCAAACGGUGAUUAUGAGCAGUUUCUUCAUUGGAUACAUUUGGACGCAGCUUUUUGGCGGGAGAAUCGCCGAACAUUUCGGCGGAAAAGAAGUGAUAGCAUGUGGCAUGAUCUCUGCAGCAAUUUUGCACUUUCUCAUCCCUUUCGCAGCUGGGACCAGCAUCAAUUUGCUGAUUGCUCAAAGAAUCCUCUCGGGCCUCAGUUUGGGCUUCAUUGUGCCAACUGCAAACGUCAUGAUAUCAAAAUGGUGUCCACCGGCGGAAAGAAGCAUGAUGAACGCCGUAGUACAUUCUGGUGCUCAUUUCGGCACAGUGAUCGCAAUGCCGCUGACUGGGAUCUUGUUGGGUGCCCUGGGCUGGGAAGCUGUUUUUUACCUGAUAGGUUCCUUGGGUGUCCUUUUGUUUAUCGCCUGGAAGUUUCUGGUGCACGAGUCACCCGCGUUGCACCCGAGCAUAAGCAGAGCCGAGUUGAAAAACAUCCGGGAUGCUAUUGGAAACGAACGACACGGAGAGAAAAUGCCUGUGCCUUGGAAGGAGAUGCUGAGAUCAGCACCAUUUUGGGCCAUUGUCAUCGCUGUGUUUGGGAAUUCGUGGGGAUUUUCAAUCGUAAUUUCUUUGUUGCCGACGUAUUUGAAUAACAUGCAGCAUUUCAGCGUCAGUGAGAAUGGGUUCAUUUCCGCACUUCCGUAUUUGUGCCAAUUCGCAACCAGCAUUCCAAUCAGCGUCGGAGUCGACUACCUAAGACGUCAUCGUUUCGCAUCUGUCACCACGUUGAGGAAAGUCUGUCAUACCAUCGGCCAAUUCGGAGCAGGUUCGAUGCUGCUAUUGCUAACAGUCAAUGGAUGCAACAGUGACGGAGUCAUAAUAAUAUUGGCUAUGUACGGUGCCAUUCAAGGAUUCAACCUCUCGGGUUAUUCCGCGAAUAUGUUGGACAUAGCUCCUAAUUUUGCAGGUACAAUCACUGGAAUCGUACACAUUGGAUACAAUAUUGUUUCCAUCGUUGGACCAAUUACUGCGGGAAAUCUUCUUUCGGGACAGCAAACACUGGAACAAUGGGCCGUCAUCUUCCGCAUCUCAGCUGGCUGCUUUUUCGUCGCUGCAUUUCUCUAUGCGCUCUUAGCCAGCGGAGAAGAACAACCCUGGAAUCGCCCUCGUAGUGCGACAUCUAGCGAAUCUUCCUGGCUGGUGUAUUCAACUGAUAAAAAUGACUACACCGGAGAAAUAUUGCAGAAACCCGUCGGAGGAAGUUCGCUGACAUCUGCCCCUAUUUCCAUGAGACAACCUGAACCACGGGAAGAUGCUCCAGCAGUUGCAGCAAUGUCGCACGAACUCUUGUUCGAAGCCAUCAGACAACAAAGUUAUUACACGACAUUGUGAAUAAUAAGGAAAGGAAUUCAGCAUUUUGACAAACCGGUGAACAAAAAUUGUGGUUGUGAAUGCUAUGU
Molecule: messenger RNA, 1925 nt
Organism: Notodromas monacha
Lineage: Eukaryota; Metazoa; Arthropoda; Ostracoda; Podocopida; Cyprididae
Source: the annotation of a GenBank genome assembly